UAAAGAAAGAAACUAUGUUACAAAACCACAACCCCCUUUUCUUCGUCUUCUACUCUCCUCCUCUGUCAAACACAAAGAACACCAAACUGCAGAUCAAAAAAAUCCCAUCUUCCCUCAAUAUAUUGAACUAAAAAAACCCAUUUGUAUGAUUUAAAUCAUUGAAACCCCUAAAUUAAAUUCAAAUCUUCUGAAACAAACUUCAUCAUUUUCACUAUUUUUCUACUCUAACCACACUGUUUAGUUCCUGUAAUCCUUCAUUCUUUCUACUUUGCAUACAUGAUUCUUUUGCUCUAUUAAAUGCAAGAUGAUCUUGAAAAGUUGAAGAUCUCAGGCUGUUUCUAGCAUAGAUUAUCAAGUGGGUGAUUUGGAUGAUUUAAAGCUGGUUUUUUUUAUUAGAUCUCCAUGAUGAAAUUUUGAAGAUUUGAUGCAAGAAAACUGUUUUUAAAAUAGAUCUUCAUAGAUAAAGAUUGAAGCUUUCUUUAGGUGUUAUGGAUAAGUUACAGUGGGGAAACAGAAAGAGACUGAGAUUUGUAAAGGUUAAAGAAUCAACGGUUAUGAAUGGAAAAUCAGAUGGAAAUGGAAUUGUUGUGAAGAAAAAGAUCACAUCUCAACGUGUUGAUCGAAGGGUUGUAAAUGAACAAGAUUCUCAUCAUCCUAUUCCUCCUCUUCAUUCUUCAUCUCCUCAACGUAUAAACAGGAAGAUUAUGUCGGCAUUAUCAUCGCCCGAAAAAGAAGAUCGAUAUUACACGACACGAGGAUCGACUGGACCCGGGUUCGAGGAAAGUAGCAGUAGCAAGAAGGUGUUAACAAUGGAUGCAAAGCAAGAUAGUAAAAAGAUUGUUUGGCCCAAAUUGUUUACUACAUUAUCAAGCAAAGAGAAAGAAGAAGACUUUAUGGCAAUGAAGGGGUGUAAACUGCCUCAAAGGCCUAAGAAAAGAGCCAAGAUGAUUCAAAGAACCUUACUUUUGGUAAGUCCAGGUGCAUGGUUAUCUGAUCUAUGUCAAGAAAGAUAUGAAGUUAGAGAGAAGAAGACUUCUAAGAAGAGACCAAGAGGAUUGAAGGCAAUGGGGAGCAUGGAAAGUGAUUCAGAAUGAGAUUUGUGGGAAAAGAUAUUGAAUUUGGGUGAAGUUUUGGUUUAGAGUUGGUAGAAGUUGGAAGGAAAAAUCUGUGUUUGAUUUGGGAUAAAUUUGUUUGCUUUGCCCAAUAUAUCUGCUUUAAUAAAUACCAAUUAAUAUUUUCAAUCAUUUUACCUUUUUUGUUUAA
Helianthus annuus (common sunflower) is the source of this 1263-nucleotide messenger RNA. RefSeq lists its product as uncharacterized. The coding region runs from base 489 to 1094 and encodes 201 amino acids. The record is from RefSeq and is a predicted model, not a curated record. NCBI's taxonomy places the organism in Eukaryota, Viridiplantae, Streptophyta, Magnoliopsida, Asterales, Asteraceae. The transcript has 7 exons.